Microcebus murinus (gray mouse lemur) is the source of this 783-nucleotide messenger RNA. RefSeq names its product SH3 domain-binding glutamic acid-rich-like protein 3. Gene Ontology annotation, cellular component: cytoplasm. The record is from RefSeq and is a predicted model, not a curated record. Lineage: Eukaryota; Metazoa; Chordata; Mammalia; Primates; Cheirogaleidae.
CCAGCCAAUCCUGAGCGCACGGGUCGCUGGCCCUUAGCAACCGCCGCCACGGGUUAGGGCAGGGCCGGGUGCUGGGACUCAGCGAAGCUGAAUUGAGCGUGAAGCAGCGGUGAAGAGGUUGACCCUGUGUUACUUCUGCAAAGUAGCCUUGGAACAAUGAGUUCUGUUAAAGUGUAUUACACCAGCGUGUCAGGCUCUAGGGAGAGCUGCCAUAGAUAUCAGCAUAAAUGAAUGCAGUGAUGAAUGCAAAGGCCUGCCUCAACUGUUGGCAGAAUGUUAUUACCACUUCAUUGCAGUAUGAAGUCAAUCUGGUGAAGCAGAGACAGGAAGAAGUUAUCAGAAUUUUAGAUUCUUACAAAGUAAAGUAUGAAUUAAUAGAUAUUUCUGUCAGUUUGAAAGUACUUCAAGAAAUGAGGAUGAAGGUAUCUACCCCUAAGGCUCUACCACCUCAGAUAUUCAAUGGCCAAGAAUAUUGUGGAGUAAGAGAUUUUGAAAUGUUUCACAAGGCAAAGGAGAACAAAGAGAUUCUGAAAUUCCUGAAGAUGGAAUGAAUGAGCAGUUGUGAUACAAGAGAUAUUUACUUAUAUGGGUCCAGAUACACUUACAUAUAUAUCACUUUUAAUUAUAAUGACAGAACUGUUACAUUAAAUUAAUCACUUUAACACACAGACCUUUACCUUUUCAAUUGUGCAUUAAAAUCAUUUAUCAUGAUUCAAUCAUUUGUGAACAUUUUAUAGAACUGUGUAAAACAUCUUAAUUGUCUAUAGGUAUCAAACUUUUAAG